AUACUCCUUCAGUUCCAGUGUCAAAGCCGGAAACCUCUCUUCCCUCGCUACCCGCCAAAGGGUCCCCUUUGCCUAGCACAGUGGCCGCCACCGCUUCACUGCUGCCUUCGGGGCCACCGCACACCGCAGCGCUCCCCAGUUUGCCGCAAUCCAGUGAACUGUCUGGCAGCUCGCUCUCCCAGUUAAGCAGUUCCCUCUCCAGUCAUCAGAGCAGCCUCUCUUCGGCCUCUGCACUCUCGUCAGCCAUGUUGCACACGCACACUAGCGUUGAGAACUCCGCUGCGCUCCAUCCUCCCGCAGCCGCUUCGGUUGCUUCCACCCCGGUCGUUAGCACCACCUCUGCGGUCUCCAGCAUGGCCAGCGCUACCAACAGCCUUGGCCCGAACGUGACCAGCGUCUCCCUGCCGGCCCCCACCACGAGGGCCGCCCCCUUAGUGUCUUCAGGCAAAGCACCCCCCAACCUGCCCCAAGGUGUACCGCCCUUGUUACAUAACCAGUAUAUUGUGGGACCCGGAGGACUUCUACCUGCCUACCCACAGAUCUAUGGUUAUGACGAUCUCCAAAUGCUGCAGUCAAGGCUGCCUGUGGAUUAUUAUGGGAUCACAUUCCCCGCUCCUGCGACCUUGACGGGCAGAGAGGGCGGCCUGGCCAGCAACCCGUACUCAGGUGACGUAACGAAAUUUGGCCGUGGGGAUUCCGCCUCGCCCGUCCCCGCCACCACUCUGGCCGCUGCACAACAGAACCAGACGCAGACUCACCACACGGCCCAGCAGCCCUUCCUCAACCCCACGCUGCCUCCCGGGUACAGCUACACGGGGCUGCCCUAUUAUGCCGGAGUGCCGGGAGUCCCCAGCGCAUUCCAGUACGGGCCCACCAUGUUUGUCCCUCCUGCAUCGGCCAAGCAACACAGCGUCAGCUUGAACGCCGCCUCCACACCCUUCCAGCAGGCGAGCGGCUACGGUCAGCAUGGCUACGGGGCAGGCUACGAUGACCUGACGCAGGGACCGGCCGCUGGAGACUACAGCAAAGGAGGCUACGCCGGAUCAUCACAAGCACAAAGCAAAUCCUCUGGCAGUGGACCUGGGAAAGGUGUUUCUGUGACCUCAAGUAACACGGGUGUGCCUGAUAUCAGCGGCUCAGUCUACAACAAGACUCAGGCGUUCGACAAGCAGGGAUUCCACACCGGCACUCCACCUCCGUUCAACCUGCCCUCUGCCCUGGGCUCCACGGGGCCCCUGAACCCUGGUGCUGCCGCCGGCUACGCCCCGGCCCCGUUCCUCCACAUCCUGCCUGCCCACCAGCAGCCUCACUCCCAGAUGCUGCACCAUCACCUCCAGCAGGACGGGCAGGGGGGGUCCGGCCAGCGCAGCCAGCCGAGUGCCCUGCAGCAGAAGCCUCAGGCCUCCAAAACGGCCUACGGAGCCUCCCCGUACUGGACGAACUAACCCCGGGUGGGGACAGAAGACAGAGGGUAGCAGGCGACACACAUCUGUGGAAACCCCC
Messenger RNA from Gekko japonicus, 1503 nucleotides. It is a transcript of the gene UBAP2, whose product is annotated as ubiquitin associated protein 2. The transcript has 12 exons. The annotation marks the transcript as partial. Gene Ontology annotation, cellular component: nucleus; cytoplasm. The record is from RefSeq and is a predicted model, not a curated record. NCBI's taxonomy places the organism in Eukaryota, Metazoa, Chordata, Lepidosauria, Squamata, Gekkonidae.